AUGGUCGCGUGUGAGCAACUGCACAUAGAGAUUUGUUCCCACCGAGGAGCGCUGAGUCAAGAUGACUCGCCAAAGCUGCUCACCUCAGAAGGGCUGAAUGAUCUCCUGGGCGCUGGCUUUCGAUGUGCAGAUCUGGACUUGACGAGGGAGAAGGAGAGUUGGAUCAUCGGCCAUCCCGGGGACCUGUCGACGCUGAAAAGCCUCGGGCGGGAUCUUAGUGAGGCCCUGGGCUUUCCACAGCUCCUGCAGACCUGGCAGCACCAAAACCGCAGGCUCCUUGCGCUGGAGCUGAAGGCUGAGCCCGUCACUGCCACGGAGCUGGAAGAGUUGUUGGAGCAGUUGACGGCCCAAAGGCUGCCCAAUGGCAGCGUUGGCGUGUGGUACUUGCCGCAGGAGCUGGGGCUCUUUGAGCAGGUGCACAGAGAUCGGUACCCGGGCCUGCUGGGCAUCAUGGCCAUGUUUGAUCGCCCCUGGCGUGGCGCGGAUGUUGGAUCCAAGGAGAGCUUGGAUGCAGCAGCACGCGCUGGCAUUCAGGUGUUGGGCAUGUCCAUCCGCCUUUCUUCGGAACUCCUGAGCGAGGCAAGUCGCCGGAAGUUCCUGGUGGUUGCCUUCGGCGUCAACUCGGAGGAAGACUUGCUGAAAGCUGCGCAGAGCAACGUGCACUUGGCUCUCUCAGAUAAUCCCCUGGAGAUUCGCAGCAAGCUUGCGCAGCUGAAAUCGCCCCGCGGCAAGCAGGAGGCCCAGGUAGGAGCUCUCACUGUGACCCUCCAUGGAUAUCGUGGAUAUGGCUGGCCGCACUGGUAG
Messenger RNA from Effrenium voratum, 804 nucleotides. Lineage: Eukaryota; Dinophyceae; Suessiales; Symbiodiniaceae. The record is from the annotation of a GenBank genome assembly.